AUGGACGUCACCAUCCAGCACCCUUGGUUCAAGCGCGCCCUGGGGCCCUUCUACCCCAGCCGACUGUUCGACCAGUUCUUCGGCGAGGGCCUUUUUGAAUACGACCUGCUGCCCUUCCUGUCUUCCACCAUCAGCCCCUAUUACCGCCAGUCCCUCUUCCGCACGGUGCUGGACUCUGGCAUCUCUGAGCUCAUGACCCAUAUGUGGUUUGUAAUGCAUCAACCACAUGCUGGAAACCCCAAGACCAACCCCAUCAAGGCAAGUUACAUGGCAAAGGUCCGAUCCGACCGGGACAAGUUUGUCAUUUUCUUGGACGUGAAGCACUUCUCUCCUGAGGACCUCACCGUGAAGGUUCUGGAGGACUUCGUGGAGAUCCACGGAAAGCACAACGAGAGGCAGGAUGAUCAUGGCUACAUUUCUCGUGAGUUUCACCGUCGCUACCGUCUGCCUUCCAAUGUGGACCAGUCUGCCCUCUCCUGCUCCCUGUCUGCGGAUGGUAUGCUGACCUUCUCUGGCCCCAAGGUCCAGUCUGGCUUGGAUGCUGGCCACAGCGAGAGGGCCAUUCCUGUGUCACGGGAGGAGAAGCCCAGCUCGGCACCCUCGUCCUGAGCAGGCCUCACCUUGGUUUGUCCCCUGAGGCCCCUGACAAGCCCAGGGCCCACAGCAGAGUCUGCCCACCCUCUUACUUUCCUUCCUUUCUGUUUCCUUUCUUCUUCCUCAGAGGGCUGAGGGUUUGAGUGAGUGGCUUAGAGGGCUUGGGGUCUUGGCCUGAGGUGCUAUGGAGUCCUGGGUGACCCAGGCUCAACACUAUCCAGUCAGAGAUAAUGAUGGCAUUGAACUCUCAAGAUAUGACCUGCCCUCCUGGAAUGUGGCAUCUGAGCUCUGCUCCAAAGGCAGAGUGAGUGGUAGCUAGCCAACUCUG
This is a messenger RNA of Acomys russatus (golden spiny mouse), 922 nucleotides long. RefSeq names its product crystallin alpha A (gene Cryaa). Gene Ontology annotation, molecular function: protein folding chaperone; structural constituent of eye lens. The transcript has 4 exons. Bases 1 to 609 code for a protein of 202 amino acids. Gene Ontology annotation, biological process: protein refolding; response to heat; lens development in camera-type eye. Lineage: Eukaryota; Metazoa; Chordata; Mammalia; Rodentia; Muridae. The record is from RefSeq and is a predicted model, not a curated record.